UCUUGACUCCAGUUGGAAUCGAAGCCUUUUAAAAUGGCAGAUGAUUUGGACUUCGAGACAGGAGAUGCAGGGGCCUCAGCCACCUUCCCAAUGCAGUGCUCAGCAUUACGGAAGAAUGGCUUUGUGGUACUCAAAGGCCGGCCAUGUAAGAUCGUCGAAAUGUCUACUUCCAAGACUGGCAAGCAUGGCCACGCCAAGGUUCACCUGGUUGGUAUUGACAUCUUUACUGGGAAGAAAUACGAAGAUAUCUGCCCCUCAACUCACAACAUGGAUGUCCCCAACAUCAAAAGGAAUGACUUCCAGCUGAUUGGCAUUCAGGAUGGAUACCUAUCACUGCUCCAGGACAGUGGAGAGGUUCGGGAGGACCUUCGUCUGCCUGAGGGUGACCUCGGCAAGGAGAUUGAGCAGAAGUAUGACUGUGGAGAAGAGAUCCUGAUCACAGUGCUGUCUGCCAUGACAGAGGAGGCAGCUGUUGCAAUCAAGGCCAUGGCGAAAUAACUGGCUCCCAGGGUGGCGGCGGCGGCGGCGGCAGGGACCCCGGAGCCUGCAGAGGCCCCCUCCCUCAGCCUGGCCUGGCCCCUGGCUGAACUCCUACACAAUUUAUUUGAUGUUUUAUUUUGGUUUUUUUCUCCUCCCCCUCUCCCAUCUGUCGGGGACCCCUUGCCCUUCACCCUGCUCCCUUGGCCAGGAGUGAGCAAUGGCAUUGGUGAAGCUGCCUUCCUCUUCUCCCCUCGCACUACAGCCCAGGAUGGGGAAGGGGGCAGGUGCUGCUUAUGGCUUAGUUUUUGUUUUGUUUUUUUAAAUUCAAUCUGGAAUCAGAACGCUAUGGAUUCUGGUCAUGGUCCUCUGCCCUUCCUUCUCUCGUCCCUGGUCUGGUCUCCUGUUCCUGUAUCCCUUUCCCUCCAAACACCACCCCAAAGACUGGGGACCAGCCCCUCCCCUGCCUAUCUCCCCCUUAAGCCCCCUUUAGAUGGGGAGGGAAGAAGAGAAAGGAGGAGACCAGCCCCCUCCUCAGGCAUCUGGGAGGGCCCUGCUCCCACGGGCUUCAUCUUCUCCUUUGGGCCCUCUCCCCAACGCAUUUGUUAAAAUCAAACCUGAAUAAAACAAGUUUAAUAUGAA
Echinops telfairi (small Madagascar hedgehog) is the source of this 1119-nucleotide messenger RNA. RefSeq names its product eukaryotic translation initiation factor 5A (gene EIF5A). The transcript is spliced from 5 exons. Gene Ontology annotation, molecular function: ribosome binding; translation elongation factor activity; RNA binding. Bases 34 to 498 code for a protein of 154 amino acids. NCBI's taxonomy places the organism in Eukaryota, Metazoa, Chordata, Mammalia, Afrosoricida, Tenrecidae. The record is from RefSeq and is a predicted model, not a curated record. Gene Ontology annotation, biological process: positive regulation of translational elongation; positive regulation of translational termination.